Cuscuta europaea is the source of this 1760-nucleotide messenger RNA. The record is from the annotation of a GenBank genome assembly. Lineage: Eukaryota; Viridiplantae; Streptophyta; Magnoliopsida; Solanales; Convolvulaceae.
CUAUUCUUAACUCUACUCUCUAAUUCUCUUAUUCUCCAAUAUAUUAUAUUUAUAUAUCUACUUUAUAUUAAUUAUCUACUUAUAAUUUAUAAAUACAUACAUUAUAUUACUUAUAUUUCUUAUCUAAUUAUAUAGAUAGUAUUACUUUUACGUUUAUUAUAUCUAUUAAUAUGAUUGGAAUUAUAUCUAAUUAAUUUGAAGUCAUUCUAUUACUCCCAUCUGAAAGACCGAAAGUCCGAAAGAGAUGGAUCGUCCUAGAUAUUCGGUUGAUAUGGGUAACCUCGAUCGCAACCGAACGAAAGAGCUUGCGAGGAAGAGAUCCCGCAAAGGUAAAUCACAUAUCGGCUCUUCAUCUCAAAGUCGAGAUGAUUUUGAUAAGGGUUACGCAAGGAGGGAUGAGGAUGCGAUGAACGACGAACAACUAGAACAAGAAUUGCACCGACAUAAUUGCCGUUUUUUUCAAGACCAACCGAGGACCAUUGACGAAGAAGAGCUCGAGGAUGACGAUGUGGACGAAGUAAUUCCAGAGAGCCACGACGAGGAGGAGGAGGGUGGUGGCAGCCACAACGUCGACGAGCCUGCCUCAUCCCAAACCGGUACGAAAAAAGUAAAUCUGAACUAAUGGCUAAUAAUUUUUCUAAGUGGAAGGACCCGAACACCGGGAAUUGGACCGCAACUUGCAAUUGGUGCAAGAAAAACUAUAGCUUGGGGAUUUCCGGCGGAUACGGAUCCGCCACAAGACAUCUUAAGUCCAAACACCCGGUGGAGUAUGCAAAAUUAGGCGGCGGAACGGGGAAGCAAACUCAAAUAUCGAGGUUUGCAAAUAACCAACAAGCUUUUGGUAAUUUAUCAUACAAUGAUGCACAAAAUUUGACUGGUAUGGCUAACUUACUUGUUGAAAAAAAUUUGUCUUAUUUAUUUUCUGAAAGUCUUGCUUUUCGUGAUUAUGCACACACUAGUUUAAAUCCACAAUAUAGAGGUUAUAGUCGCAAAACGGUUAAGAAAGAAAUUUCAAGGCUUUAUGGUGCGGAAAAGGUAAGGUUACAAAAUUAUUUUGCAAACUUUGAUGGGCGUGUUACUGUAUGUUCUGACAUAUGGGAGGAUACUUAUCAUAAUUUACAUUAUUUGGGUCUAACUGUACAUUAUAUUGAUAAUGAUUGACAUAUGCAUAAACGUGUUCUUGCUUUCCGUGAAUUUAAUGAUCGUCACACCGCUGAACAUAUUUAUAUUUUGAUUGAACGUAUUUUAAUUGAGUAUAAUUUAAUUAAUAAGGUGUUUGCUACUAAUAAUACUGCUGCUAUUUCUAGAUUGCGUGAAUUAUGUGGUUCUACUUCUUUGAUGGGUUGAUUUUUUCAUCAACGAUGUGCAUGUCAUGUUUUAAAUUUAUGUGUGCAAGAUGGUCCAUUGCCAAUGUAUGAGGACAACCUAAUUGACCCGUAAAAAGAAUACAACGAGAAGAUGAUGAUCUUGACGUACUAAACUGGUGGAAGGGAAAAAGAAAGAAUGUUUUCAGUUUUAGCAAAGAUGGCUAAGAAAGUGCUAUCAAUGCCGGUUUCAACAGUUGCCGUGGAACAAGAAUUUAGUUCGGCCGACAAUGUCCUAACGCAAUGUAGAACGAGGUUGAGCGCAGAAUCUCUUGAGAUGCUUAUAUGCUACCACGAUUGGUUGAAAGCGGUUCGUAGAGCUCAAGAAAUUGACAUCACCCCAUCCCAACACUUUAUGGAUGAAUCUACAACAGAGGGUGGCUCUACCUAUGUCAG